AUGGUAGUUGGAAAGGACAACGGAACAGGUUUUGAUUGCCUGACACCCGGUUCAUAUGCCUCAUCUCAGGCUAUUAGUGUAGAGCAGCAUUCACAGAAUCCAAGAUCGAAACAACCUCUAUUUACACCAAGAAGCAAGAAUGGUGUUUCGCCUGUUUCAACACACCAGCCAGAAGCACUUACAGGGACAGCUUUUGAAGGUAUAUCGUUUGAGGAUAGUAUCAAUAGCCCCAGACCGGCACUAGUGAAGAACACACCCACUUCUAUAGGCACGAGUCCUAACGAUGCAAGUUUAACAAACCUACCUCCAAUAGGAGAUGUACUCCAUGCAAAUCAUUCGAUGUCGUCAUCUUCAAUCAUGUCAUCUACUGACGGCUCCACUGGAACGCCUACCUCAGGAACUGAUAACAAGGUUACCAAAAGAAAAUACUCUAGAAACGGCUGCCUCGAAUGUAAGAGAAGGAGAAUGAAGUGUGACGAAGGUAAGCCUACAUGCUGGCAAUGUGCUAGAUUAAGCCGCAAUUGUAUUUAUGUCCUGAAUCCAAAGAACAAGAAACGUAAACCCAGAAAACCCAAACAAGAAGGAAACUCGGUAAAUCAUGAGAAUACCGAUACAAAACCAGUUAACUCCCAAGAGGGCACGCAAAGCGAUAAUAAUCUUUUGGAUGCAGGACUGCCGAAUCUUAUACCAACAGCAAACAUAGAUGCUAUAGAUGCAAACCUUCUAAUUCAAAAUUUAAAUGACAUUGUGAACAUGAAAUUAAACGAUUCUUUGAUUAAUGAUGAACUAAAAGAUUUAGAGUUUAAUGAUUUGGACUUUCCAGACCUUAAUAUACCACUUAUCAACAACAGUUCUGAGUUUUCCUCAGUUCCAAUAUCAUUUCUUGUUGAUAACACAAUCACUUUCAAUACGCCGUUAGAUUCUUUUAAAUUAGGAGGUAUACAUGAUGAAUAUCUUCGAACGUUUUAUUAUGAUUGCUUGGACUCCAUCGCACCUUUUUUCCAGAAUCAAAGUAAUCCACUCAGGGAUAUUCUACUGUCGUUUGCAAAAAAAGAGUCUUAUCUUCUUUCAGCAAUACUUGCAGUUGGCGCUUCUAUAGUCCAUCGGAAAUCAAAUAAAGUUGAGGAUGAGAAAGCUUAUUGCGGCUAUUUGUCUCAUUGUUUACAACUCCUUGGAUACCAAUUCAAAAAUGAAAAUAAUGUUAUUAAAAAGAUUGAACCCAUCAUUCUAACAGUCAUUCUGUUGACCUGGGAUUGUAUAUAUACUAUGAAUUCCCAAUGGAGAUCUCAUUUAAAGGGUAUUACUGAACUUUUCAAGAAAAUUAAUUCUGGAAACUCCUCCAAAGUUCUUAAUGUUGCUAAAUGCUGGUUCAAAGUGAUGGAAACAUUUGCAAGUAUCAGUACUGUUCUAGGCGGUGCUCUUGUAGAAGAAGCGGACUUGGAUGCUAUUUUUGAUCCAUAUGAUUUUGAAUAUGUUGAGUCUUUGAAAUUCAUGAAUAUCACCACAUCGCUAAAUGAAUUCAAUCUCUUACGGGGUCAUAAUGAACAGUUCGAUUUAGUUAUCAAAGAAGUUUUCAAGACCUUGAAUUUAGUUAGAUCGUUGGAAAGAACAAGUAUUAAUAGUAGUCAUGAUGGAAUCUUGACUAAAAACAUAGAUUACUUGUUAUAUUCUAACUCAAACUCUGAAGAGUUCAGGGACAAAUUGUCCUAUUUCAAUAUUCAAAAAAUUAUUGUUGAAAUUGAUAGACAACUAGAAUAUCAAUUUAUUGAUAAGUCCGGUGUAAUUCCUCCAGAUAGUGCCUUGCACCCAUCGAAUAGUAAAAUUACAGAUAAUUCCAUUGAUUUAGUAACGCUCAAAAGUGGAGAGGUAGUAGCAGUAAGUUGGUAUGAUAUAUCUCAUCAAACACAAGUUCUUUCCUUUCUACUGAUUGUCCUACUAAAACUUCUAGGUAUACCGAAAGAAUCGAUUGCUGUGCAACAGGUCGUGAAAAAGAUUAUGUCUUUUUUCAGAUUUUUGGAUAGUGAUAAUCCACCAGUUAAUCUUCGAACUUGUUAUUCUAAUUUUGCUGUCCUAAUUGCUGGGCUAAACGCCAUUGAUGAGGAAACCAAAAGUCUUGUUCGUAAAUACUAUGAUGUCAAUGGAUCCAGAUUUAGAAGAUUGACGGAACAUAACUUGAAUAGAUUAGAAAAAGUUUGGAGUGGUAAUGAAACCAAAUUCAACCUUGAAGAUCAAGAUGUUUUAACUUGGUAA
Molecule: messenger RNA, 2250 nt
Organism: Kluyveromyces marxianus DMKU3-1042
Lineage: Eukaryota; Fungi; Ascomycota; Saccharomycetes; Saccharomycetales; Saccharomycetaceae
Gene: LYS14
Product: Lys14p
Exons: 1
Coding region: 1-2250 (749 amino acids)
Biological process (GO): positive regulation of transcription by RNA polymerase II
Cellular component (GO): nucleus
Molecular function (GO): zinc ion binding; DNA-binding transcription factor activity, RNA polymerase II-specific; transcription cis-regulatory region binding
Source: RefSeq, a predicted model, not a curated record